Molecule: messenger RNA, 3684 nt
Organism: Mesoplodon densirostris (Blainville's beaked whale)
Lineage: Eukaryota; Metazoa; Chordata; Mammalia; Artiodactyla; Ziphiidae
Product: lanosterol synthase-like
Exons: 7
Coding region: 89-742 (217 amino acids)
Biological process (GO): cholesterol biosynthetic process; triterpenoid biosynthetic process
Cellular component (GO): lipid droplet
Molecular function (GO): lanosterol synthase activity
Source: RefSeq, a predicted model, not a curated record
CCGGUCUGCGGAGGCGAAGGCCUUUGUGGGCUGGUGGCUGGUCCGGGUGCGGGCGCAGGCUGAGGGGAACCGGGAGCGCGCGGCGGUCAUGACGGAGGGCACGUGUCUGCGCCGAAGAGGGGGACCGUAUAAGACGGAGCCUGCCACCGACCUCAGCCGCUGGCGACUCAGCAAUGAGAGGGGGAGGCAGACGUGGACAUACCUCCAAGGAGAGGAAGACCCUGGCCGAGGGCAGUCUGGCCUGGAAGCUCACUUACUGGGCCUGGACACCAGGAGUUACUUUAAGGACUUGCCGAAAGCCCACACAGCCCGUGAGGGGGCUCUCAACGGGAUGACGUUCUACGCUGCACUGCAGGCUGAGGAUGGGCACUGGGCGGGUGAUUACGGUGGCCCGCUCUUCCUCCUGCCAGGCCUCCUGAUCACGUGCUACGUGGCGCACAUUCCUCUGCCGGCUGGAUACAGAGAAGAGAUUACACGGUACCUGCGGUCUGUGCAGCUUCCUGAUGGCGGCUGGGGCCUGCACAUUGAGGAUAAGUCCACGGUGUUUGGGACUGCGCUCAACUAUGUGGCUUUGAGAAUUCUGGGCGUGGGGCCUGACGAUCCUGACCUGGUGCGAGCCCGGAAUAUUCUUCACAAGAAAGGUGGCGCUGUGUUCAUCCCCUCCUGGGGGAAGUUCUGGUUGGCUGCCCUGAACGUGUACAGCUGGGAAGGCCUCAACACUCUGUUCCCAGAAAUAUGGUGAAAUCUUCUCAUCACCAUUAAUGCUCCUUCAAGCAACAUUUAGGCACAUUUGCAAACCAUGGUGAGCUCAGGGAAAACGGUGAGUAUUAAACUCUGGCUCGCUUCCAUCUCCUUCCUAUGUGCCAGGCACAUGCAAAGGGGAAAAAACACACUACAGCCUCACUGUUCAAACCCCAGUCAGAAGACUGACCUGCACAGGAAGCCUAAGGAGGCCGCUCUGUCCUCUGCCUGUCACCACCUCGCACCACUCACCAUGUGUUCUGAGUGUUCCCUUUAAUGCAGUGGCCCUGCGGUUUCCUCAAGGGAAGGAACUAGGACGGAACUGAACACCCCUGCUGGCUGAUCCAUGUGAAAUUCCCAAUGUCUGACCACGUCUGACCUCAAACAGCAACCUCAUAGGGCUCUGCCUAAUAGCCGCGGGCACUGCACAGCGGCUCCCCCCGACAGCCGGAAUGGGGUGGGCCAGGGCGGCACAGCACAAGCGCCCAGGCUUUCUCCACUGUCUCCAGGGCCCGCGUCUGGUCGGCAAACGGCUCAAUCGCCACAACUCGCCCAAAACAGUGAGUACCGGACGGUGCCUACGUGGAUAACAAAAGCCCACUCCGGGACCGCACAGAGCUCCCGGGGGCAUCCGCAGCGCAGGGACGUGACACCUCCCAGGAGGCUCCGUCCGGGCGUCUGGAGCUCCCAGUCCUGGCGCGGGGAGCGGCCCCGGCAGAGGCCCUCCGCCCUCACUUGCCCAGGACCGUCUACCUGGGCCCCAAGCAGCGAGGAGGCGGCACAGGCGUUUCAGGAGCCCCGACACCAGGGCGUGGGUCGGUGGGAGGCAUUCACAGGGUGAACAAGUCCCGUGCUCGGGAAUACCACUCCGAACUUCUAUAGCAAAAAGAACUGCAGAAUUCCGUGUAAAACGAUCUCUGCACGUCGUUUUAAUCGGAUGGAAGCUGAGCUGAGCACUAGGGGGAGCGCCCGUGUCGCCCAACUGCAGGGAGUCCCGGCCUCCAAGCCCUCCAGGAAUCCGGGCGAGGACAGGGAGACGCGCAGGUACCACCAGGUGUGCACAAGAGCGCAGGCGUGGUGACAGCGCCCAUCCUCUAGCAGUUCCCCGGGGGUGGUCGGGGCGGGGGGUGGCGCGGGGUCCCGGAGUGGGGGCGGGGACGCCCGCCUCCCACGGCCCCGCCCCUGCCCGGCGCAAGCGCAACCCCGCCAGUCCCGGCGUACCCCGCGCCCGACGUCUCCGCGAAGCGACGCGCGCCCCCGGCCGUUGAUUGGCUGUGGCUACGGCGGGGGCGGGCCCAGGCAAAGGGCGGCGGAUUCAAGAUGGCGGCGGCCAAGGGGCGGCUUCCAGCCCACUCGGCGGAAAGGGCAAGAGUGCGGCGGUAGAGGCCCCCUCCUGGCCGCGUCCGCUCCUGGCAGGGGGCGGUGGCAGGCACCGGAGCCCGCCCUGUGGGGCCCACACCGGGACAGCGAGGGGAGGAGGCGCUGCCGUUUACCUUCGCUCUCCCGGCCUCCACUUUUCUGCGCCGCUGCUGUUGCUCAUCUUCCAUCUUACUCCGGGGCUCUUCGCAGGUCGCCGUGAGGUGGCGGGGCCGAUGCGGUGCCGCCUUCGCUCUAUUUACACUCCCUCCGCAUCGCCUGGGCUCACCCUCCCCCCACGACAACUGUCACGCAGACGUGGGCCCGCCCCGCGUUCGGCCCCGCCCCGGGGCGUGCACCCCCGGCCCGCGGCCAAUCAGGGUCCGCGGUCCUGCCCUCGCGCACGCGUAUUCAGGGCGGUGCCCUCAAGGAGCCGCGGCCCGGCGGAGCUCCGCCCCUGCACCCGUUCCUCCGAUUGGCGCACAGACGCUCCGGCCUCUUCGGGCAGGACCAUUGAGCGGGGCGCGGCAUUCUCGGCGCUCUCUGUGGUUGGUCGGUUUGAAGAGCCUGCGCACGUGGGUCGUCGGGCCCCGCUGGGACUGGCGCGGAGGCCGGUUCGCAUUCCCGCGAGGUUGAGGCCGCCCUGGGGCGAGUCUGCACCGGUGUCCAGUUGAGUCAAGCGUCGCGAGCCCCUGGGGACAGCCCAGGAGGCCGGGCCCCACUGCAUGCGUGCGCCAGCUCAGGGCUGCCCGUGAAAUCGCUCCGGGUUGUGGCCGUGCCCAGGGCUGGCAGGACCCAAACUCUCGUCUCCAGGGGUCCUUUUGGCGACCGGGAUGCUGGCCCUGUUCGUGUCACGAUCGCAGACAGCCAGCAAAAUCACUUGAUUUCGUUCCUAGGAGUCCCUCCCUUAGGUCCCGCUGGCGCCUGGACCCACAGAACCGGAGUGCCGGGGGUGGCCAGAGUUAGUGGGAAUCGGGGCUGGCACCCCCAACCCACGGAGCCCAGAGCUACAGGGACAAGAAGCCACCGGCGGUGCUGCCACUCCUGGACCCAUGGGUUCUUCCCGCUGGGGACACAGUGCCAUAUCGAGGGCUGUGGUUUAAUGCGUCUGUCAUGGGUCCACUCUGGCACCUCUGCCAUAAAGCAGUGCCCUGCGUCAAAGAGUGUUAGGAGGGACUCCAUGCAGUGGGAAACUCUGAGAGAGGGUCAGGCUGAGGCCCUGCGGGCAGGAAAGGCAAACCCACACCCAGAAUACAAGUGUAUUCCUGUUAGGACAACCCCUGGAACCCCAGCGUGGAAGGGGCUCCAUAGGGCCAACUUGCCAAGGGGCCUGUAAGGAUGCAAUUUUAAAUGAUACAGUAAUUGUACACAGUUGUAGAUCACCAGAGGGAGAGAGCUGUUUCAGUGAAAGGCAAAAAGUCUCUUCUCACAUGGAAAAGUUUUAAGGCCUUGAAACGUUUGGGUAAAUCAAUCCAAAUAUGUUGUAAGUGGUUAUUAAAAAGGAAUGUGCUGUACUUCCUGUUCAAAUUUCUGUGAAGCUAAAACUGCUCAAAAAGAUAGUCUGUUAAAAAAUGUUUUUAAAAGAAA